CCGCUCGUCGUGUGGAUCAGCGCCCCAGGCCCCACACGGACCCACUAGAUUGUGCCUAUCUCCUCUUUUCUCAGCGUAUACGGAGAGAAUACACGUCCUAUCGUAUCUGCCAUCCUACCUACGCACGACGUGUAGCAUGUACUCGCCUACCCCCCGUCCACUACCCCGUGACCAGCCCCCACCCCCGACCAUCCCCAUCCGCGAUUCAAAAUUCGAAUCGAAGCAGGCAGACGCAGCUGCAUCGAGCGGACGAACCACGGCCUCCCCGUCCACGCGCCUGGAUCCCUAGGUUGCUUCACGAUUCAACGAUGAAUCGCGGUGCAGAGUCAUUCACGGAUCUCCUCUUUAGAUUUUGUUCCCAGCCGGCCGCAACAGAGGGCGUCCCAGAUCUGGGAUUGCUAGAGGAGGAGGAGGAGGAGGAGGAGGAGGAGGAGGAGGAGGUCGAGGACGAGGAGGAGGAGGGCGAAGAGCGCAUCCAUCCUAAUUUCCAGAAUCAUUCUCCUUCUUCAAGCCACGUUGGAGAGAAAUCUGAUGCCACAGAUUCAGGAACUCCUGAAGAUCAGGAGGCUAUGCCAUAUUUCUCCAACGUCCCAGAUAUUGACGACGUAGAAGAGACCCAGCCCGAAUCGCAUCCCAUUCCAGUUCCGUGGACUCAAAGCCGUGCCACAUUAUCGGGAAGGAAAAGUGCUUUGGAAAAGGCCAUGAGAAAUUACGCUGAUAAGAAGUCAGAGUUCGUCGUCAAGCCAUAGAUCGGCCAGGAAUUUGAUUCUUUGGCCGAAUCUUACGACUUCUACAACCUAUACUCGUGGGAGAUUGGUUUUGGCAUCAAGUAUGGGCAAUGCAGAAGAAACGUUGAAAAGUGCAAGACGGUCCAGGACAUAGUUUGCGGAUGCACGGUGAGUUAUAUCAUCCAGCCGGCUAACAUUUGCAAUUGCAUUCAGGGAAACCACGCAGGGAAAAUUCACAUUCAGUAUGCUGCCAAUGUCCUGCGCUUAUGAGGUUGCAUCGCACGUCAGACCAUGGUUGGUUCAUCCAUGAUGUGAAGCAUGAGCAUAAUCACAGUAUGGCACAAACAUGUGGAGAGAAGUUGCACUGGCCAUCUCACAGGCACAUUGAUGCCCAUGCCAAAGACAUUGUCAUGCACCUUAGGAACAACAAUAUAUCAUUAAGCAAGACUUUCGGUGUGAUUGCAAGCUUUUUUGGGGAUAUGGAAAACUUGCCCUUUAACAAGAGAUCUCUGCGUUAUCUCUGCAAGAGGAUGAAUCAGCAGCAGGGCGAUGAUGACAUUAGAAAGACGAUACAACUCUUCUCUGAAUUGAAAGAGAAGGAUCCAAAGUUUGUCGACAGUGUGCUUGUUGAUGAAGGCAGCAAGAUCAGGGCAUUGAUGUGGACAGACGGUAAGAGCCGACACCAGUACAAAUUCUUUGGAGAUGCAAUAACAUUCGACACAACAUAUCGUACGAACCAGUACGACAUGCCGUUUGGUCUUUUUUUUGGUGUCAACAAUCACUUUCAGAGCAUCAUCCUUGGAGGAGUGUUGCUACGCGAUGAAACAACUGAGACUUUUGAGUGGGUGUUCAAGGAAUUUGCAUCUUUGAUGGGAGGGAAGGAUCCAAAAACAAUACUCACGGACCAAGCCCGUGCAAUGGAGAGGGCUAUAUGUUCCCAGUGGCCUGAUACAACUCACAGAUGGUGCAAAUGGCAUGUAUUGCAAAAAGCAAGGGAACAUCUAGGUUCUGUUUAUUCAAAAAACAGUGAUUUUAGAGACGAGUUUCACAAACUUCUCGAGUAUAUGGUCACAGUAGAUGAACUUGAAACCGCAUGGGCCAGCUUGAUUGAGAAAUAUCAACUUGCAGACCACCCAUGGCUCACUCAAAUAUAUGAAGUUAGAACAAAAUGGGCAAAGCCAUAUUUUGCAGGUGUGUUCUGCGCAAGGAUGACGAGCACACAGCGUUCCGACAGUGCAAACCAUAUGCUCAAGAAUUAUGUGCAGUCGGCAUUGUCCAUGAACAAUUUUGUAAGGCAGUAUCAAAAAUUAUUGUUUGAUAGACAAUCAGAGGAAGAUUUUCAAGCGAAGAAGACUCGUGUGGGUGGCGUUGUCUUCAACCUGGGAGUGCCUCUAGAAUACCAUGCAAGCAAGGUCUACACUGCAGCUAUGUAUGAGCUGUUCCAACACGCAAUUUACUUGUCAGGGUCAUUUGUGUUACAAGAGGCCUGGCAGACAGAACAAGGCGUGGUCUACGUUGUUAACCACAUCUAUGCAGAGAGGAGGCAAGCAUGGUCCAGGACACAAUAUCAUGUUCUGUUUCAUCAGGGGUCCGGAGGAUAUUUAUGUGAGUGUGGUCUUUACUCACAUAUGGGUAUGUUGUGCUGUCAUGCUAUUCGGGUGCUGCUACAUCUUGGAGUUAGGGACAUCCCAGAAGUACACAUCAUGAAGAGAUGGACGAAGAACGCCUGCGAGAACCUGCCAGUGCAUCUGAUGAUAUAUAAAGCAUGCAAUUCUGCACUGAAGGACGCAACUUAUCGGCACUCUUCCUUGUACAGUAAGGCGCUCGAGAUUGUCCAAAUGGGGGACAAGAACACUGAAGCUUAUGGAGCUGCAAUGAAGCAGUUGCUGGACGCAAUAAGUGUUCUAAAUGAUAUCAACCAGGAGAGCGAUGGGCGAGGGUUAAAUGAUCAAGCCACUGCUCAAGCACAUGACCAAGAUGUCCCUGUGACACCAGGAGCAAAUGGUCUGUCAGGUUCAAUGAAUGUUGUAUCAUGCAAGAGGGAUCUAGGCAGGCCAACAAACGCAAGAGCAAAGCCAGGUUAUGAAAAUGUCAGCAAGCCAAGAACAAAGUUUUGCUCAAUCUGUAGAGGGAGGGGUCACAAAGCAUCGGGAUGCCCCUCAUAUGGAGGGGUAGCAAAGAAAAAAAGGAAAGUUCCAAAGUGUACAAAGUGCGGCCUGGAAGGCCACAAGAGGAAUAACUGCUCAGGAAGAAUGUUCGGCGUCUUCCAAUGAUUUGAUUGCACUUGCAACUGGUUUACUUUUACUCUUGGCUCGUGCAUUUUUUUUGUGCAAAUAACCUCAUUUGCUGUUAAGGAAGAUGAAAAAUGAUGUUGUGGUGAACAUUUAGGUUUAUUUUGCGGCCGUGUAGUGAUCUUUCAGUUUCAAGACAUUAAAACUUGGCACUGCUUCAGAUGAUGUGAAAGUAAGAAGAUAACAUUUGUACUGAUGCGAGAAAGGACAAGUUCAUCUGAAAUUGAAACGGGGCUUGUCUUUUGUCUAAGAAACUUGUGUUUGCUAUCGUUAAAUUUAUGAUGCUCUGCCAAUAUGUUAUGCUACAUGAUUUCUAACAUGUGACAUACGUACCAUGUUUAAAAAAAAUUACAUUCUUCAGUUUAACGAGGUGAAACAGCAGCGACGAGCACA
Molecule: messenger RNA, 3412 nt
Organism: Triticum aestivum (bread wheat)
Lineage: Eukaryota; Viridiplantae; Streptophyta; Magnoliopsida; Poales; Poaceae
Product: protein FAR1-RELATED SEQUENCE 5
Exons: 7
Coding region: 995-3001 (668 amino acids)
Biological process (GO): regulation of DNA-templated transcription
Molecular function (GO): zinc ion binding; nucleic acid binding
Source: RefSeq, a predicted model, not a curated record